Molecule: messenger RNA, 3009 nt
Organism: Talaromyces rugulosus
Lineage: Eukaryota; Fungi; Ascomycota; Eurotiomycetes; Eurotiales; Trichocomaceae
Exons: 7
Biological process (GO): protein phosphorylation; D-sorbitol catabolic process
Molecular function (GO): ATP binding; zinc ion binding; L-iditol 2-dehydrogenase (NAD+) activity
Source: RefSeq, a predicted model, not a curated record
AUGGGCAAGAUCAAAGUCGCCGCCCACGUCGACCGCAUCUACGAGGUCGAAAUCGGCCUGAAACCUCCAGCUCGCCAAAAAGACACCAAAUUCACCCUGCACAGCGACGGCUCGCAUUCCCACCGUCUUUACGACGGCCGCCGGCAUGAUGGCCUCUUGGACCUCUUGCAGGACAAGCUCAAGGCGAUGCAGGAUCUCAAAGAGAAAGCAGAAGAUGACGAUACGCUACCCUUGCUCCGGCUUGAGUCAUCUCUUCUACCCAAAACCCCUUCUAUUCCUACUCCAAAACGAACAAAACUCGAGCAGCUCCCACUCACCAAGCGAUACGGCACAUACAAAGAACAAAUCGGCCGGGGCUCGUCGGGCAUCGUCCGCGUCAGUUUCCUGCCUCACUCGACCGAACACCCAACCGGCGGCCAGCUCUUCGCCGUGAAGAAAUUCGCGCAGCGCCAGAAGGAGUCAACCAAAAAAUACAUGAAACGGCUCGGUGCCGAAUUUUGUAUCUCGUCCAGUCUGCACCAUACCAAUGUGAUCCGCACGCUCGAUUUGAUCCAAGACGAUGAAAGCAGCGACGGGUUCUGCCAGAUUAUGGAGUACUGUUCCGGCGGCGACGUGUACACGCGAGUACGCUCGAUCGGUGGGAGUCGUGGUCUCUGUGCGGACGAGGCAGAUUGCUACUUCAAACAGCUGCUGCGUGGGAUUGAGUAUCUGCACAAAACGGGGGUCGCGCAUCGCGACCUCAAACCAGACAACCUGCUGCUCACGCGGCGCGGGUGUCUGAAAAUCGCCGAUUUUGGGAACGCUGAAUGCAUUCGGCUGCCGUGGGAGAAGCAGGUCAGGUUGACUACGGGGUUGUGUGGCUCGUUUCCGUAUAUCAGUCCGGAGCAGUAUGUUGUGCUUGAAUACAAAAAGAAGAUGGCUGCCUAUUAUUUCGAUGCCAGGGCUGCAGAUGUGUGGUCCGCUGGCGUGGUGUACAUGGACAUGAGGACGGGGAAACACGUGUGGCGAUACGCCAUGGCCGAGAAGGAUGUUUUAUAUGAGGAGUUCGAGCGAGAGAUACGACAGGCUGGGACGUGGCAGUCUAUCGAGCGUUUGCGGGGGGCUGCCUGUCGCAAGACCAUCUAUGCCAUGCUCAACACCGACUGGAAGAAACGGCCGAGUGCAGCAGAUAUACUAAAGUCGGAGUGGAUAGACAGUAUUCAUGUCUGCGCAGCGGGCGAGACGGGUGAUUCUUUUAAAAUGGCAUUCCAACAAAUGAAAAACCCAUCGUGGUUUCUGGCCGGCCCUCACUCGGCCAGCAUCAAAGACCACCUCCCGGCCGACAACGACAUCCCCCAGAUCCAAGACGCGCACGACGUGUUGAUCCGCAUAUCAUAUGUUGGUGUGUGUGGCAGCGAUGUGCACUUCUGGAACCACGGCGGCAUCCAGACGUUCGUCUCGCCCGUCUCCCAACUAAUUCUCGGCCACGAAGCCUCAGGAACAAUCGUCGCCACAGGCUCGUCCGUCUCAACCAUCAAACCCGGCGACCGCGUCGCUAUCGAGCCCGGUUUACCCUGUCGUCGAUGCGCAUACUGCAAGUCUGGCAAGUACAAUCUGUGCGGGCAGAUGCGGUUCGCGGCGGAUCCGAAGAGCAUGCAGCACGGCACUCUUACCAAGUUUUAUCUUGUCCCCGCGGAUUUUGUUUUUAAGUUGCCAGACGACAUGUCGCUUCAGGAGGGUGUGCUGGUCGAGCCGCUCAGCGUCGCGGUGCAUACCGUGCGCCAGCUCGGUUUUACGGCUGGUGAGGACGUGGUUGUCAUGGGCAGUGGCACGAUCGGAUUACUUUGUGCGCGUGUGGCUCGAGCUUUUGGCGCGGCCAGAAUUGUUUUGUGUGAUGUGUUGCAAGGCAAACUGGAUUUUGCGCGUGGGUUUGUCGAGGACUGCGAGACGUUUCUACUUAGCAGGGAAGCGAGUUCCGAAGACGAGUCGGAGCGACUGCGCAACACGAUUUUCCCUGCUUCUUCCGACGACGAUGAACAGCCUAGAGGUGUGCACAACGUGAUUGAAGCCUCUGGGGCUGCCAGCGCCGUGCAAAUCGGAAUCUACAUUCUACGGCCAGGCGGCUCGUAUAUUCAGGCCGGCAUGUCCGGACAGUCCAAGAUAGAAUUUCCAAUCAACGCGUUUAGCGCGCGCGAGCUGAAUUUGAAGGGCUGUUUCCGGUAUGGUCCGGGAGACUACGAGCUGGCGAUGAAGCUGUUGAGGACGGGCAGAGUGGCUGUUGGGGAGUUGAUCAGUUCGGUGACGCCGUUUGAGAAUGCGCCGGAGGCGUGGGAGAAGACGGGGAGGGGCGAGGGGAUUAAGAAUUUGAUUGAGGGGACAUGGCUAUUAAGUAGACGAACACCAUCCACACUUCUACCUAUCGAUACAUCUAUCCACAACAAAAUGUCCGUCCCCGACUGCUGCAUCACCGGCUUUCAAUGGCAAGGCACGCCAACUGGCCGCACCGGCCGUCUCGCCGAUAACAACACUUAUAUCGCCGGCGACAACCCAGACAUCGCCAUCCUCCUCAUCGCCGACCUCUUCGGCUGGACAUUCCCAAACAUCCGCUUGCUGGCAGACCACUACGCGCGCGAAGUCGGCGCAACAGUGUACGCGCCGGACCUUUUUGGUGGCGAGGUUCUGUCCUUUGAUCUGAUUGCCGCCGACCGAUUCGAUCAGCUUGACUUGCCCGGAUUUAUCACGCGAAACAGUCGCGAAAACCGCGAGGCCGAGAUCUUUGCGUGCGCGAGGGCGCUCAAGCAGCAGCUAGGGCUUCGCUUCGACUUGGAUAUCGAUGAAGUCGCGGUUCCCGUGCAGGUGCUCGCACCAGAGAUCGACCAAGCGUAUACGGCAGAGCUGAAGCUGCAUACGUUUGAGACGCUGCAGCGGCUGAAUGUGCCGUUUGAUUAUCAGCAUUUUCCGGGUGUGGCGCAUUCGUGUUUGGUGCGUGGCGAUGAGAAUAAGCCGGGCGAGCGCGCUGCCAUGAUCAGG